Molecule: messenger RNA, 2945 nt
Organism: Cylas formicarius (sweet potato weevil)
Lineage: Eukaryota; Metazoa; Arthropoda; Insecta; Coleoptera; Brentidae
Gene: Tango6
Product: transport and Golgi organization protein 6 homolog
Exons: 5
Coding region: 219-2834 (871 amino acids)
Biological process (GO): protein secretion
Source: RefSeq, a predicted model, not a curated record
UAAAAGCGAGUUGUUUUUAUUUUUGGUUUCUAUUAAUAUUGCUGCUAAACUGCCACGGAGAUGUUUAAAUAAAAUAUCAUGGACAAAUCUUCUUUGUAUUCAUUACUUAACGAGUUAUUUAGUGCAAAUAAUGUUUAUUUGCAGAGGGAGAACUUGCAAAGUUUUUUGAAAGAAAAUAUGUGGAGGCGAGUGAAAAUUUGGGAACUUCUUACGAAAAAAUGCUCCAUUACUUAGGAAGUAGUGUGGAAGGUUACUUUUCCACUACGGAUGCAGCGGAAUGGAAGUACAUAUUGGUAACUCUAUUUACUUUAAAAAAAUUUGCGGAAGAGGUUGAAAACUCUGGCGAAAUUCUAAGCGUUAAAGAAAGCAAAAACCUGAAAGCCCACAUUAAUCAGUUGACGAGAGUUGGCAUUAAUUCAAAGCUGCAACCUUGUUUACCUCUUUAUGUAAAAGAGAAAUAUACAAAAACUGAUGAUAUUUUUUAUGAAUACAAUAUAAUGAAGUCAACUGUUUUUGCACUUUGUGAGCUAAUAAGUUAUCCAUGCCUCAGGACUGCAAUUAUCACUCAAUCUUUGAGGAGUCUCCUGGUAGCAUUAUAUCAAAUUUCCUAUUGCCCAUUGAAAAAGAGCAACCUUCAGCUAACGCAAGCAAUUUGGGACAGGCUCCAAAGUGAUAGAGAGAUAGGAAUUUGUUUUCUGAAAAGCCUUAGAGAGGACAUUCUUCCCUCCAUUUAUGUAAAAGAAACUAUGACUAUUGUGGGAGAAAAGUCACCACCUUGGUUUAAAAGGGCCUUGUCUCGAACCCUCACUGAUAUAUUGUACAGCGCCAAUGGUUUGGAAAAUAUUUCAAUAGCCAUGUUAGAUGGUAGUACAAAUGACAAUGGCGACACUUGGAAAGCUUUGGAUAUAAUAUCCCGGCUUGUAUUAAGUUGUAAAGAAAACGAGAACUUUAAAAGCACCAUCGGUGAGCAAUUGUUCACGAUGUUAAAUAAAACUCGUCACGGUAGUUUGUUAUACGAAAGAGUGUUUAUCAGCUGCGUUCAAGCAUUGUAUACCCAAGACGAGGUGUUGGGAGAGUUUUUUCUGGGAAAAAUUGUGGGCAGACUUGGCGACUACACGAACUUCAAGUCUAAACUCCCAGAAGCUGAUUUGGAGGUUUUAAUUCAGCAAAAUGUGAGGUUAGUGCACUCGCUGUUCAUCGAAAACACCGUAAAUUGCAAACCUCCGCCUCUCGGCAUAUUAACCCCAUUCCUAGAUGUGAUCUUUCGAUUUUAUUGCAUAACUUCUGGAUCCGCAUUUAAAACGCUUGCCAAAGAAACCAAAGAGAUAUUACUUAAAUGUUUUUCUGAAUCCAGUGGUGUCUUGUUUGAAAUUUUCGAUGGGUUAAUAUUUCGCAUGCAUGGGCCCACUUUACCAUUUAGGAGCGACAUAUUUUUGGUGAUAGAGGGCCGGUCUAUUUCGUUAAGCUAUCCAGGAUACUCUGUAAUAUAUUCUGUGGCCGAAAAUUUGGAAAACUUGUUUAAACUAAGCGAGGAUAAAAUAGAAGUUUUAUAUAAAUUCUUCAGGUACCUGCUGCAUUGUAUCGUAUACUCUGAUAAGUAUUUCGAAAAACCCUUAAAAGGAAGGUUAGGUUUGGAUGAAAAAACGUGUAUGAGCGUGUUCGAAGAAAACUUAAUGGUGUACAAGUUGUUGUCGGACUUGUCGGAAAACAAAUCUAUACAGGAGAAACUUGUCGAAUGUCCGGGCGACAUAAUUAAUUUUGUCGAAAGCGUAUUACAGAAAAGCAUAAAAGACAACAUCCAUAAAGGCGACAGGGUGGAAUCUAACGAGUUUCAGUCGCUGUUUGUCGUAAUAAUGGUUUUGCACGCUCUCGUUUCGAACGAAUCCAUUCGAACUGCUUGCGAGCGGGAAACGCUUGUCGAUCGCCUGCGACUGAUUGCGCACGGAACAAGCAAUGCCGAACUGUCCGACCUAAUUCAAAAAAUUUUACUUGCCUGUAACAAAUCCUCACCGCCUGCGCCAAGUAUAUCGCCGAUUCCCGAAAAGCAAACCGAAUUUGAACGGGCGCUCGCGGAUAUCUGCGAUCCGUUGUUGCCGGUUAGAGGACAUGGCUUGAUGACCAUGAAAAAGUUAAUAGAAAAGAAAGACCCGCAGGUUGUAAACAGGAAACACUACGUCAUUAACAUAUUGCAACAACACCUGAAGGAUGCGGAUUCCUUUAUAUAUUUGAGCGCCAUCGAUGGUCUCGCGUCUAUGGCGAACAUGUUUCCCGACCUGGUUUUGCAAAUUUUGUGCGAGGAAUAUUCCGAGUUCGCUCGACAAGAGGACGAUCACGAGACGAGGAUAAAAUUGGGAGAGUCGCUGGUCAGAGUUAUAAAACUUUUGGACGAAAUGGCGCCCAAAUACAAAGCGCUACUCUUAAAUACCUUCCUGAACGUUUCCAAACACGAGGAUUACUUAGUUCGCGCCUCCAGCUUAUCGAAUUUGGGAGAAGUGUGCCGGGUGUUGGGCUACAAAUUGGGUACGAUGGUUACGGAGAUUUUGGCAUGCGUCCACGGAGUCAUCGCCACCGAUAAAGCUGCGGACGCUCGAAGAGCGGCUGUUACCGUUUUGAGGCAGCUAUUGGUCGGACUAGGGGCUGAUUUUGUGCAGUUCUUAAAGGAGGAGAUUUUGCCCAUCUAUAGGACGCUGAAGAGCGUUUACCAAAGCGACGCCGACGACGUAAUGAGGUUGCAGGCUCAACUGGCGCUCGAAGAACUCGACGAGAACACUAGAAAUUUCUUGUUCUCUGAACCGGUGUUAAAUUUGGACAAACACGCGAUCAAAUUUAGUUAGAUCGACGCGAUACAGGGACCAGCAACCAAGAAUAAACAACGAAAAAUACAAAUGUUUACGUAUAAUAUAAAAUUUAUAAAAUAAACUUAACAACUUUUUGCCCUCCUCCUU